AUGGCACAAACACCUAGAGUAAACUAUCCUUCAAGUGCUCCAAAUACGAUGUUUAACUAUGAUCAGAUCGAAACUGUUAGAUCAAGAAUGAUGCAAGUUGAUGAAUCUCAAACAGAAUUUCUUAAAAUCAACGAUCUAACGCAACAUACUGGUCUUUCAAACACGUUUAUUGAAUCAAACUUUAAAAAGGUUAUACUUCAUCCAAGAGAAAUUCCACCAGUUGAACAAGAAGAAAAAUUUUCUACAUUAUUGAGAACAAAACCUAUUCCAGAAAUUGCAAAUAAAGAAAAGCAAAUCAAACUCGAGGUUGCUAUUGAGGAAGGGUUAGAUGGAAUUGAAAAAGAUGCAAAGGAAGAUAUGAAUGAUGAAGCCAAAUGGGUCAAAUUACAGAAAGAAUGGGAAAUAAGAUAUAAAGAACAUAGAGAAGUUGCCAAAACAGCAUCACUAAUUUGUGAGGACAUAAUUGGAAAAAUGGAUGUUAAAAGAAGGUUGGAGGUUGAAGAGGAAAAUACUAAACCAAAAGAUGAAGACAUUGGAACUCAACAAAAAUUAUCAUUGGAAGAUGUACUUGAAUUCAUGUCAAGCGGUAAACAAAAUGGAAAAGGUCCAUUAGUUUCAUAG
This is a messenger RNA of Diversispora eburnea, 621 nucleotides long. Lineage: Eukaryota; Fungi; Glomeromycota; Glomeromycetes; Diversisporales; Diversisporaceae. The record is from the annotation of a GenBank genome assembly.